Messenger RNA from Funneliformis mosseae, 174 nucleotides. NCBI's taxonomy places the organism in Eukaryota, Fungi, Glomeromycota, Glomeromycetes, Glomerales, Glomeraceae. The record is from the annotation of a GenBank genome assembly.
AUGGCCGUCACUUUUUCUGAUAUUUUCAAAAUCUUUUUCGCCAUCUUCCUCCCACCUUUAGGUGUCUUGUUAGAAAAAGGAUGUGGUGCUGACCUCUGUAUUAACAUACUCUUAACACUUCUUGGUUAUUUACCUGGUAUCAUUCACGCUAUUUACAUCAUCUUUAAAUACUAG